CGGUUGCGUAAUGUGUAGGCUGCGUGUUGCUGUUGCGUUCUCCGGCUGGGUUGUUGGGGCACAAGAAAGGACAGUUGGACGUGAAGAGAGAUGCGGCGGUCAGUCGGCGGGAGGGGGGCGUCACCCUCUCUCUCCAGUCCUCCUCGCGAGCUCACUGUCGAGCCGGUUGCUUGCAGCAGCGCAGACCCGAGCGUGAAUUCACUUUCCUCUUCGUCUUCAUCCAAUAAUCAUCGGUGGGCUAUGGACACUUGUCCCGCAGCUAGCGCAUCCUAACCGGUGUCGUGGCGCAGAGUAGCAACCAGCAGAAGCCCAGUGUGACGAUGGUGUAACAGCAGGAGACACUGCUAACUACUAAGGCCAUGGCUUCCAUACCACUCCUUUUAGUAAGCUUCCUCAUCUCCUCCCUCCAUCCAUCCGAUGCUCAGGUCAUUAUUGGCACAUCGCCCUCCUUCUCUCCUCUGGAUCUUCCUGAAGACUCUCAACCCACCAAGCAGACAGAUGGAUCCCGGUCUUCUUUGCCUCCCAGCGGACGCACUGCCGUGCCAGCUAAGGUUACAGCGCAGGGUCGGAUGACAACAACAAAUGCAGAGCAGCAAGAGCCGAGAAUACACUCGACUACGUCAACCCUUUCUUCUCAGACGCGGAGCCGUGGAGGAAACAUGAGUUGGCCAAGAGUUACCCGGCCCAAGAUUGACUCAAGUACACCGCCACUACAUGGGACGUUGGAGAAGGAAAAAGAGUUGGCGACAUCUGUGCUUACUUUACCCUCCGGUGACAAACCUGUAACAGCUAGCAGUCUACUUAAAGAGACGAAUGAUUUGCAGGGACUCGGAUCAGGUAGUGCAACACUGAUCCUUGAAAAGGAGGAAUUGCUCGCUCCUGUGCCAUCGACUACUGAUAAAUUGACAGAGGAUCAACCACAAGCACGGACUAAAAUAGCUGAUAUGCACAAUUCAUCAGUGGACACUCGGGCUAUGGAGCCUCAAGUGUCGGCACUGACAACACAAACUGUAUCACGAGCUAUGCCGUCUCCAGGAGCAACACAUGCCACUCCUCCUGCCGUUGUAUCAACAGGUGAUUUGACACUUGCCAUUGGCAGACAAAAUGAGUCUGAGGCUGCAGUGACUUUAAACCGACCCUCCACUGUCACCACAAUCGGCUCUACUGGCAAACAACCACAGACUACCAGACAGCCGGUCAUCAAUCAAAGCAAGAAGAUUCCACUUCCAAAAAUCAUGACAGAGAAAAUAGCUGUAACAACUGCAGUUAAUAUGCCUCUUACUACUGAGUUGGAUCAGAAAACACCAAGCAAAGCUACAAAUAAACACAACAAAACUGCACAUUUGGAGAGAAACAGAACAAGGACAACUGUGCAAGCAACAUCAACAGCUAACCUGUCAUUCCUGACUACCAGUGUUGCACCAGUCAGCCAAACAAGCUUCAUUGAUCAGAAGAAUGGCUCCAUCUUGUUAGCGGAUCCUUAUCAAGCUUCAAAGUCGUCCCCUACUGCUAACGCUAAGCCUUCCCCAAAUAGAAGCCUUAUCUACUGGGGUGACCUGAGCAGGAAUCUGACUUUUGCGUGGGAGCUGCAUGUCUACGGGUCAGCAACCCUUUUCCUGCUUUUGUUUGCUGGGUCUGCUCUCGGGAUCAUCUUGUCCCCGGGUUCAAACUGUCCUCAUCGAGGGGCUCUUUCUCUGGCCAACGCCCUGUUGUUUUUGGUCGGAGGACUGAGGGCCUCUCUCUUUCUGAUUGAUCCCUACGGGACACAGAAAAUCCUCCCACGUUCGGCAGUCGCGGCCAUUUACAAUUUGCCGCUACACUUGCUGGUGUGGACGCAUGCUGCCGUGGCCCUGCUGGCCCUGAGGGUGGCCGGAGUGACAGUUUUACCUCCAACGUUGGAGCGUCCUCCCCUGGUGGCCGUGUUGGCUGUCUUGCAGUGCACUCUGUUGCUGGCAGCAGAUCUGCUUUCGCCAGCUCUGUCACCCGUGGUACCUGUCACCCUCCAGGUUCUUUCCCUGUGCUGGGGUCUGGGUCUGUGUCUCGGAUUCCUCUUCCAUGUCUUUCCGCGAAUACGUUGCCCUCCCAUUCCUCACUCUGGAGUCGCUGAAGAGGCCAGGAGAAAGGCUUGGACAGGUAGCAGGAGAGAAGGGAUGGUUCUUGGAAAGGUGCUGGCGGUUUGUGCGGUUGUUGGAGCGCUGUGCUGUGGACUACAUGUUCAUGCCACCCUUUGGCUCUAUGGACUUCUUGGGGACUGGAUGAGCUUCAACUGGGGCUGGUGGCUUGUCCAUUUCUGGGCCAGACUCCUGGAGCUGACCUGGGGAUUAUGCCUGCUUCUCUCGACCUCGUGGGUGUUCUGGAGGCCUCAGUGUUGCAGAGGAAGAAAUGAGGGAGGAACAGGAGAAGGAAGAAUAACAGGAGACGUGCCGUCGCCUGGCCAUUCUGGAGGCUCCUCUCAUAGACACACAUGCUGGUCCAAGAUCGUCCAGAGUCUGACCGGGAAACCUUGCAGAAAGUCUGAUAGUAACGGUGUUGCAGCAGGAGGUCAAGCAGAGGUGCCCAACAAUUGGGCUGGCCAAGAACGUUCUGGAGUUGACAUCACCAAGAGUCUCAUCAGGAACCAUAAUCAUGAUCAAGCCGCUGCCCAACCGCAGUGCGUCAAAGAUAGCAACCGAAUACGCAACCACAGAGGCCGUUCUGCAGAACGCGGCAUAUCUGAUAGCUCCGCGAGCUCCCUGCUGAGACUGCAGGCGCUCGGACUGACACCACAGCGCUCAGUCAGUGGAAGUCUGGAGCCGGAUAGGGACACCUCUCUCUCUACGUGCGAGUUUGAUCUUCGGCCCCCGUCUCCCAUUAACCUCACCCGCAGCAUUGAUGAGGCCCUGCACCGAGAACACCUACUCGAAGGGGGUAGUUUAUUUCAUCCCUUUAACCAAACGUCGCAAUCUCCCUCCCCCGGAUCUGGAGUCAGUCCGGGGCUCUGGCUGCGCAGAAACAGUGACCCUCAGUUUUCGGAAAGCAGUGAGGUUCCGACGGAGUCCUCCAUGCCUCUGGGGGGCAGCGUUCUCAGCAGUGUCCCAAGCCGGCAGGUGACUGCCCCACCCACACCGUCCCACCAGGGUCACAGGUGGCCCGGUAAUGAAGCAGGAAAUGUCCCCUCGUCGGUGUCAUGCCCUGUGUCAUUUCACCCCACCAGGACAUCAACGGGAUAUCUGGGGGAAGAUAGAGUGGAUGACACACGACCCUUCAUCACACCGGACUCUGAGCGAGGGCGGGGGAUGGCUACAAAGCCCGUCGGUUCAGGCAGUUACCUGGAAGUCAGCCGACAUGACGACUCUGCCAGUGUGAGCAGUGAAAUUAUUGAUUUAUGAAACAAAUCUUAGGCUUGAGGACCAGGGGCUUACAUAGAUCAAACGCACCAUUAAAGAUCCAACAGAUACAGACACAAAAAAUAUGUCUUAAAUUGAACUAUAAAGAAUCCAUCCAAGCCUUCAGUUUCUGUAGUGCUUAUUCACACUAGGCUAUCGGGUUAGUUAGACCCUAUCCAAGCAUACUUGUUGCCAGCCAAUCGCAGAGCGCAUAUCAACAAACAAGCAUUCACACAACUAUGGACAAUUUAGAAUCGUCAAAGAAUCACACAUGUAUGUUUUUAGGAUGUGGGAGAAAAUCCACACAAAUGCCAAUAUCACUAAUACCUGCCAGCACGGCGGCGUAAAAAAAAAAAUCAAUCACAUGAUAUCCGCAAGAGUAUAGGAAGGCAGGAACCGAGAUUUGAACCCCAAACCUCAGAACUAUGAAACAAAUUUGCUUACCAGUAGACCACCAUGCGAUCAAACAAUAAAAGCUAAAAGGCGGUCACAUUUUUCUUCUUGUUAAAAAAAAAAGUGGAAAAUUUUUACUUGGUCUAUGAACUUGUGAAGAAGCAACACAAUCCAAAAAAUGCAUAUAGGGUGUCUCAAGACAUUUGACAUCAUUUAAAAAGCAAUUAUCUUGAAAACUACAAAGUUGAACAGUUUAGGUGUCAAUCAGCAUAACGUUAUUCUGAGAGUGAUUUCAAGUGUUCACUCUGUGCAGCGGAUGGGACACGGCACGGUAGUUAAAUUCUUGUUCAAUUCACGCUGCAACAUGUCUUGGGCCGAUGGCAUUAUGCAAUGCCAGAGUUCAUCAGUAUUUGCAGGAAGAGGGGAGACGUAGACCUGUUUAAAUAAAUCAUUCUUAUAAAAUCGUGUUCUGUUUCUCUACAAUCUGAAGAAAACUGAGGUCAUUUCAACAUGUUUGGCCAAAAUUAUUGACCUGCGAAUUGAUGUGGAAAUUUUUCUGACUCCCUGUUUAUCAUGGAACAUACAUAUACAUACAUUCCGGUUCUCGGGAUGGUUGCUGAGUAGGUGGCUGCUGCUUUCAGUAUCCGAGUAAAAUCUAACUAGAUCAUCAAAUGGUGGCCUGGUAACAUCACUAAACAUCAGAAUUGUUGCUGGUGAAAGACAAAGUGUGUUUUUGUUUCGGUGUGUACAUCAACAACAGUGACUUAUUUUAUUUGUUCAUGUGGUUCUGAGAAUUUUCAUUUCAAUUUUCCUCCGUCAUGUAAAAAUGUGCCAUACAUGAUUUGACUUUGUUCUGUGCUUGUAAUGGUUGCGUCUACCUGCAGCCUAUUAUCUUGAAUAUGGUGACUCAUCAACUAUUUAUAAGCUCUUAAUAUGCUGCCGCUUGGCCCAGGUACUUUGGAACUGAUGACACAUUGUAGUAGUAAACUACAACCGCAGUCACUCAGUACAUACUUAUAUGUGCUUAACUGUAGUUGAUUGUCAAUAUUGGUUCACGUCAAUUGCAUUAUACAUAAAUUAAAUAGAGAUAUUGAACUUCAACCUGCCACAGGUUUCCAGGACUGCGCCAAGAAACAACGUCCGGCUUGGCAUGAACUCACGAACACAGCACUUCACUGUUCAGCAAAGCACGAGACUGAAGUAUUUUAUUACUCUCGAUAGAAGUAUCUUUCAAAUAUAUUAUAUAGAAGCAACAAUGUAAAUACUUUUUUGUUUUUAUGUUCCAGAUAUUUUUGAAACAGUCACAUUUGUCACUGUGAAAGACAAUCGAAAAUGCUUUUUGCUGACUGUGCCGUCUUGUUGUUUUGAUAUCAGCGGCGCUGAGGAUUGAAAUAUCGAUGCGAGUAUUGCAAAAAUAUUUAGAUUCUCUUUGAAAAUAAUACUAGAAAACAAAUAUUUUUUUAAAGUAAAAAUACUCCAAGUGUACAGGGUGGAUUUUGACGGAGCAUGUGCAAUUGCUGGUUUGCAGCACAAGACAUCCAUAAAUCAUGAUGCAUUUACUUUAUUAGACUGCAGGCAGGAUUUCCAGAAGUGGCCAAGGCCUUUAUUCAUGUCUCAGAGCAUGACAGGAUGACGUCCAGUUUUCAGAGUGAUGCUUAAGUUGUUUAGUGAUUUUUGUCCAAUGACCUCGUGUUGUGCUCUACAUUCCAGUGAAUUCCAGACCAGAGUGAAA
This is a messenger RNA of Hippocampus comes (tiger tail seahorse), 5490 nucleotides long. Its product is annotated as proline-rich transmembrane protein 3. The transcript is spliced from 4 exons. Lineage: Eukaryota; Metazoa; Chordata; Actinopteri; Syngnathiformes; Syngnathidae. The record is from RefSeq and is a predicted model, not a curated record. Bases 360 to 3368 code for a protein of 1002 amino acids.